This is a messenger RNA of Prorocentrum cordatum, 1657 nucleotides long. The record is from the annotation of a GenBank genome assembly. NCBI's taxonomy places the organism in Eukaryota, Dinophyceae, Prorocentrales, Prorocentraceae.
AAGACGUUUGGGCUCAGAUAUCCUCCCCUCCUCCUGCCCGAGCCGCCCCUGCAGUGGGCUCGGCCCCGUCGAGUCAUGCAGGCGCCGUUGUUCAACCGGUCGCUGCCCACGGAGGGCAGCACGGGCAUGCUCAGCGACAUUCGGGACACGCCCGAGGUCAUUAAGAGGGUGCUGGCCACCUACCUCAAGGCCCCGCCGAGCGGCGAGGGCAGCGCCGACUUCCCCAGCCUCAGGCAGCCCCUGCCGGAGGGCCACGGGCUCGCAGGCCGCACGCCGAUGGAGGUGAUGGCGGCCUGUAACCCCCCGGAGGGAGGCUCCUUCAACAACAAGUUCGUCAUCAUAGGCUGCGGCACGUCCAACCACGCAGCGCUCGUUGCGGAGUACCUGAUAGAGCUGGUAAACAUCGCCCGGAUCCCGGUCGAAGUGCAGUAUGCGUCAGAGUACAGAUAUCGCAAGCCCCUCGUGCGUCCCGGCGACGUGCUCUUCGUGGUCUCCAACUCUGGCGAGACGUCUGACGCGGUGGAGAGCCUGAGAUUGGUCAGGAAGUGCACGAACGGCCAGAAGGUGCUCAUCAUCGGGGUCGUCAACGAGGCUGACUCCACCAUUGCGAAGGAGAGCGACGCCUUCAUCAGCGUUCUGGCCGGCAAGGAGAUGGGCGUCGCAUCUACCAAGGUGUUCUCGUCCACCAUCCUCACAUUCACGCUGCUGGCCAUUGCCCUCGGCGAGUGCACGAAAAACUUCACGGAGGCACAUAAAACGGCGCUGCUCGAGGCGGUGCGCGCGUUGCCUGGCUCCGUGCAGGAGGUGCUCGACCGGGAUACCAAGAUUUUCAAGAGCCAUGAGAGCAGGCUGGAGAUCGGCGAGUGCGUUUUGUGGGACAUUGCUUGUCAGAACGUGCUCGCCAACAAUUUCAUUUUCCUAGGCCGAGGCUUUUGCUUCCCAGUGGCGCUCGAGGGCGCCAUGAAGAUCAAGGAAACGGGGCUUGCCUACAUCCACGCCGAGGGCUACCCAGCCGCGGAGAUGAAGCACGGCCCUAUCGCGCUCAUCGACCAGUUCAUGUCGGUGGUCGUCAUAGCUCCUAAGUGCGACCCAUCCUACGAGAAGAUCAAAUCUAACAUCGAGGAGACGAAAGCACGCAGCGGCAACAUCAUCGCCAUCACCGAGUACCAGAACGACGACCUGGAAACCCUGUGCCAGCACGUGAUCAAGACCCCGCCAGCGCACGAGUAUACCAUGCCCCUGCUGGCAGUGAUAGAGAUGCAGCUGCUCGCCUGCAUGAUGGGCAUGCUACGCGGGAACGAGGUGGACCAGCCGCGAGGGCUGCAAAAGACGAUCACGGGGCAGGUCCGCUCGUGAGUGCCUCAGGGCGACAGCUCGCGCCGGAUACCCUCCCUGAAAGAAACGUUCAAGCGCCCCCCUAACAGACAACUUAACCUCCGAACUUCCUUUCUCCUCCUCCUCCUCCUCCUCCUCUGCCAGCGCUCGCUCCCCUGGCGGCGAAAAGGCCCGCAGAGGAUUCGGCCCAGCGGAGCGGUGCCCACGACGGCGGCGAAAGCCGCGGCGGCGGCGGCGGCGACCACGAUGACCCCGUGCAGGCGUGCAGGACUGCGUGGAGUUGCUUGGUGCUUGGUCGCUGGGCUGUCUGCUCCACUGCCAA